AUGUCCAAUCAUUUGCAAGAAUUUCAAAGACGCCUUGUGCCCUUGACUCAUUUAAGUGAAAAACUCCUACAUUCAGAAGAUCUCAAACCUGGGGACAUCCAUUCGAUAAUUUCCAGAUUCCCUCCAGUCCAAUCCGAUCCAGGCCAAGGCAACUCAUGGGCCAAAUUAAAAUCCGCCUUACCGAUACGGAGCAAAACAGCCUUGACAUCUGGAUCUAUAGGAAAGCAACUUGACUUGUAUUUCGUGGAGGACCGAGAAGAAUUCAUCAAGGUAUUGAAGGCGUUCAUGGAAAACUACGUAGCUUUCAAGGGUUGGGUUGAGGUUGCAUUGAGGUCCUCAGAAAACAAGACUACCAACAAAGACCAAGACCACAAACGGUGUUCUAGUGACAGUGACACAUCAGAAAGUGAUUCAUCUGAGCGGAUUCACAAAAUGCUUGUCCCCAAUUGUAAACAAAACAAUUGA
Melampsora larici-populina 98AG31 is the source of this 465-nucleotide messenger RNA. RefSeq lists its product as uncharacterized. Bases 1 to 465 code for a protein of 154 amino acids. The record is from RefSeq and is a predicted model, not a curated record. The transcript is spliced from 2 exons. NCBI's taxonomy places the organism in Eukaryota, Fungi, Basidiomycota, Pucciniomycetes, Pucciniales, Melampsoraceae.